Molecule: messenger RNA, 1377 nt
Organism: Cryptomeria japonica (Japanese cedar)
Lineage: Eukaryota; Viridiplantae; Streptophyta; Pinopsida; Cupressales; Cupressaceae
Exons: 1
Coding region: 505-1236 (243 amino acids)
Source: RefSeq, a predicted model, not a curated record
CUGGAUUCGGGAUUUCUUCGAGCUGCUUGCAUCAGAUUCAUAAAAUAUUACAAGUUUGAGUGAAGAAAUGCACCAGACAUGUGUAACAGUAGGAUUCCUUUUUCCGCAGAUGGUCACAAGUUCGAAUCCGAGCCAACCCAGCCAAUCAGUUAAAACCGUAGGAACAUGAAGAGCGACGUUCAACCGAUUCCUCCCAGGGUUAGUCACUGUUCUGUGCGUGGGGCCUCAUGAAACAGUUCCACCGUCCGUCCUUUGCUUACAGAGAGCCGUAUGUAUUGGCACCUUUGGGCUCCACUAACAAAAGCACUCGGCGUCUGCGCUCGUCGGCACGCGGCAGGGCUGGAACAGGAUUCGAACUCUUGACCUCUAUAUCUUUAUCUAUGGUUCCGUGACUUGAACGACUGCGGAACUAAAUUUCAGAUAUGCUGUAUUCUUGACUACAAAUGAAGCAUCGAGCGCGGUUCAUGGAGAUAUUUUGAAGAAUUCAAGUGCUGUGAGGGCGGGAUGAGCGUACAGAGUUCAGAGCAAAGCUUUCCAGAUGCUUCGUUUCAAUCCAACCCUUGUUGCAGUGACUCUGGCGAGGAUUCUCCCGAAGGACAGGAGAGCAAGUCGACUUCUCUCGUCAAAUCCUCCUCUACACGCCAAUGUCUCGGGUUCGAAUCCGAGGCAGGGGUUUCUUCUUCCUCAGAUUACGAUCUGCUCUACGAAGCAAUCGAGGGCUUGCAGACCAUGGAAUGCAGUAAGUCGAAUAAAAAGGGGUUUAAAAUGAAGCGGAAAAUGUGCCGAUCGGACUGCAAAAAAAACGCCACUGAAAAGCGCAGAGAAAAUGUCAGCGGAAGACGCCAGGCGUGUAACUGUGUAGCGAGCUUUGCCGCAGACUGCACGGCCGUCUGCUGCUGCCCUUGCGCGAUUCUGCAUAUCUUCAUCCUCGCCUUUGUCAAAGCCCCUUCUGUUUUUGCCAGAAAAGCUUUGCGCUUUGUGAAGAAAAAGGCUCGCAGUAAAAGAAAACUUGACCAGAAGAAGGCGGCGAUUGAUGAUGACAGUGAGGACGAUAAUAGGGAAAAGUCUCGGUAUUACACUCCUCCCUGGUCUUGCAGGGAGUCUCCAGAGAGGCGCAGCGCUUUGGACGGAUCGCUCAGUCCCAAAUUGGAUAACCAGAAGAUCUGGUCAGAGUUUUAUGCGGCCGGUCGCAUGGGAUUCGGGGGUUUCCCAUUUGAAUGGAACAAGGAACCCUAAUAGUCAACCUGAGAAAUUAAUUCAAUGUUGCUUCUGUAGGUGCCUUCCGUCCGGUUUCUCUUACUCUGUAUUUCAUUACAAGAGCCUGUAUUCCAUUGCAAACCCGCACAUAUAAAUGAAUUUUAGGAGAUUUACUGUUUA